GUGCCCGUGUCUUCCUGGAAGCACUUAGCGAUGGUUUAAUAAAGUGUCAUAUAGCAAGGAAAGCUUUUGUUGUUUGGCAACUAUACGAAAUAGAAUCUAGGCGUACAUUGUAUGAUAUUUUUUCAAUGCCGUAUCGCAGUUGCUGCAAUAACGGUUCAAUAUGGGUAAACAUCGUGGUUGUUUACACUGCAUGUGGAAACGGUACCGGCACCCGGCAAAAAAAGUGCUGUUAUAAUUAUCUUAGACACUUUGUACGUACUGUAUAAUUUUUUUAUCACCUGUCCUAUGUAGUAUUUCCGGCUUUCGCUUUAGAUUGUGGUCGAUCGGUUACCGUAAUCACGAUGCUCGGUACAUGCAUGGUUCGUGCACGGUACAUGGACGAUACAUGCCCGUUGAAUGUUAACUGUUCACUUGCGGCAAUUUAAUGAUUUUGAUAGCAUUUAAUCCACCUAAAAUCGGUGUUACGCCAAUUUACCACUUUCGACUAUGCCUUGGAUUUCCGCAAUUGCUUAUUCAGCUUUUUCAGCAUUGGAUUUACUGUACUUAUUGUUAUGCGCUGAUUUAAUUUAAUUAUUGCAUUAUUAGCAGUUACUACUUAUGUGCGAAUGCGUUUUUGUUACUGAUAAGUGAGCCCGUGCCGCUUCAGUACAAUACUUUUAGUGGUAUCUACUGAGUAGAUUUUCGCGCCGACAUGCGGUUCCGAAUCUGGACCACUCUGUGCAUAUUGUUUUCUUUGAUCCUAACUGUGAUAAGUGUGGAUGUCGUUGAUGAUCUUCGACUAGUACACAUUGUGUUCCGCCAUGGUGACCGUGCACCGUUAAAUGUUUACAAAUCUGAUCCUUAUGGUGUGAAAAUCUGGAAAGGAGGUCUGGGCAAACUAACAAACAAGGGUACCAAACAACUAUACGAAAUGGGCAAAUUUUUUAAACCGCGCUACAGUCGAUUUCUGGAUGCUGAAAACGCUCGAAGUCAGAUAUACAUACGGUCUUCGGACGCGGACCGUACACUACACAGCGCCGGAGCAUUUGCUGCCGGUAUGUUUCCCCCAACAGCUGACGAAAAAUGGGACAAUCAGCUUGGCCAAAUCUGGCGUCCUGUAUCGAUCCACACGGUUCCUGAGAAGGAAGAAAAUUUACUCAGCCAGAAAACCGACUGUCCGGCAUAUAAGCGCUUCAAAAAAGAACAGAUGAGCCAUCCUGAGACCAAACGGCUGUACGACCAUUACCGUCCGCUGUUUGAUUGGAUUACGCAAAACAGUGGAGAGGCCAGCAACAUCAAGACAAUGGCCGAUGCCUAUGACAUCAUGAAUCGUGUGCGCGAUGUGACCUUCUGUCAAGUGUCCAAUGGCUACGCGAUGCCGGCGUGGAUGAAUGACACCAUGCUGCGCCAGAUGACACGCAUUCAUGAGCUGGAUUUCCAUGUGAAAGCGGGUGCUAACGCCGACUACCCACGAGCCAGACUGGCCGGUGGACGAAUGUUGCAAGUUAUACUGGAACAUCUGGCCAUUACCAUGGAUAACGUUACGGAACCGGAGGAUGAUAUUAAGCUCUACAUCUAUUCAGCGCACGACAAUGCGGUUGCGGCGCUUUUAUCAACAUUAGGAGUUUACGAUUAUAAUGUUACGGAAGGAGAUUUUGUCGGUCUUGGACAACCAAAAUAUGGGGCUGCAGUGAUUGUGGAACUCUUUAACAACCACACUGUUCGUGUUUCAUACAAAAACGAUCCCGACAAUAUUCCGACCGCAGAGCCAACUGUGUUGAUUAAUCCACACUGCCCGGCCUACUGUCCUCUCGAUAAAUUUAAAAUCUUAGCCAAACCGUAUCUCGUCGAUGACUGGGAUCAAGAAUGUGAAAUCAUUGUCGAAACUUCGUGGAGAAGAUAACGGUUUCUUAAGUGUUUCUUUCGUACUGGCAAAGCUAAGGCGUAUGAAAUGUUUCUCAAUAGUACGCUAAGAAAAAACUUGAUUAUAUCGGCAUUUAAUACAAUAAUACUGCGGCUCUGUGAAAAAUAAAACACAACCAUCAGUGG
Molecule: messenger RNA, 2028 nt
Organism: Paramacrobiotus metropolitanus
Lineage: Eukaryota; Metazoa; Tardigrada; Eutardigrada; Parachela; Macrobiotidae
Product: prostatic acid phosphatase-like
Exons: 7
Coding region: 692-1882 (396 amino acids)
Biological process (GO): dephosphorylation
Molecular function (GO): phosphatase activity
Source: RefSeq, a predicted model, not a curated record